AUGCUAGAUACCGCCAAGUCCGUCAGCGACAGCAUCCGCAUUGCAGAGGGUGUGUUGGCUACUCUGGACACCAAGCCCGAGAAGAUGAAGGCCGCUCUCGACCCUCUCAUGCUGGCCACUGAUCUUGCGGACAAGGUAAUCCGCAAGAGCGUCCCCUUCCGAGAGACCCACCACAUCUCGGGCCAGGUCGUUGCCCUGUCAGAGAAGACUGACAACCCCAUGGACAAGCUCACCUACGAGCAGCUCAAGGGCAUCGAUGCUCGCUUCGAGGAGGACAUCGCCGAGUCUUUCGACUGCGAAGAGAGUGUCGAGAUGCGGUCCGCCAAGGGCGGUACCAGCAAAGACAGCGUGCUUCAGCAGAUCCGGGUCCUCAAGCAGGCGUUGAGCGAGUAG
This is a messenger RNA of Neoarthrinium moseri, 393 nucleotides long. RefSeq lists its product as uncharacterized. The record is from RefSeq and is a predicted model, not a curated record. Gene Ontology annotation, molecular function: argininosuccinate lyase activity. The transcript has a single exon. The coding region runs from base 1 to 393 and encodes 130 amino acids. Gene Ontology annotation, cellular component: cytosol. Lineage: Eukaryota; Fungi; Ascomycota; Sordariomycetes; Amphisphaeriales; Apiosporaceae.